Synchiropus splendidus (mandarinfish) is the source of this 1169-nucleotide messenger RNA. RefSeq names its product transcription factor 21 (gene tcf21). Bases 64 to 567 code for a protein of 167 amino acids. The transcript has 2 exons. Gene Ontology annotation, biological process: regulation of transcription by RNA polymerase II; developmental process. Gene Ontology annotation, molecular function: protein dimerization activity; DNA-binding transcription factor activity, RNA polymerase II-specific; RNA polymerase II transcription regulatory region sequence-specific DNA binding. NCBI's taxonomy places the organism in Eukaryota, Metazoa, Chordata, Actinopteri, Syngnathiformes, Callionymidae. The record is from RefSeq and is a predicted model, not a curated record.
GUUUCGGAGAGUGUGUGCGCCGCCCCCCUGCCGCCCCCGGCUCCCAUGUGUUGACGGCUCACCAUGUCCACCGGCUCCCUCAGCGACGUGGACGACGAGCUCCUGGACGGGAUUCUUAAGUUCGGCAAGGACUCGAACGAGAGCACGGAGGAGAGCUCCAACUGCGAGGGCACCUGCGGGAGCGACACGCGCGCCAAGAAGAGGAGGACCUCCAGCCGCAAGAGCGCGCCCCGAGGGUCCGCGCCCGUGGAGGGCAAGCAGGUGCAGAGGAACGCCGCGAACGCCCGCGAGAGAGCCAGGAUGCGGGUGCUGUCCAAAGCCUUCUCCCGACUCAAGACAUCGCUGCCGUGGGUGCCGCCCGACACCAAGCUGUCCAAGCUGGACACGCUGAGGCUGGCGUCCAGCUACAUCGCUCACCUGAGGCAGAUCCUGGACAACGACAAGUACGAGAACGGAUACAUCCAUCCGGUCAACCUGACAUGGCCGUUCAUGGUGGCGGGAAAACCAGAGACUGAACUGAAGGAAAUCCUCAAUGCCAGCAGGUUAUGUGGAACUACAGCGUCCUGAUACACUGAACUGCAGAUCCCGCCACAACCCGUCUUCCCGUGACAGAAUCCACGUCUCAUCCACAGAGUGGGAAUAACAGAAGGACUGUCCUCCUUCCAAUCGUUCCUGUAAAGACACACUCUUAUUUAAAUCAUCUGUCACUUGUUUGUCUUUGCUGGUCCGAAGAUAAACUAUUUCGUCCUAUUUUUUUACCCGCUAUACCUGUACAGAAAUCAUGUUAUAAAUAUAUAUAUUUGUAUCACUUUCAUAUGUUGUUGUUAUAUAUUAUUGUGAUGUGUGUGUGUGUGUGCGUGUGUGUGGGCUCUGACCUGCCGUGAACUCUGCUGCUAUCAGUGAUCCAGGGAAACAGAACCUGAGCACCAGCGAAGCAUCACAGCAGAUAAGUUGUGUUGUUUCUAAAAGAUAGCAGCCACAUAAACAAAGAAUCGCCGGCUUGGAUUAUUUGGGAGCCUUAAAUGGAGUCCAAGCGUUUACAGCCCAAACAGAUCCAAUCGAUUGAUUUGAAAAUAAUCUUGUUGCUCAGCAGCAGUGUCGCUCCAUUACUCUUCAAAUAAUUGUCAUAUCUCUGAGAGUAAUUAUUGUUGUGAAAAUUUUGGCAUUAU